AUGCAAGAUAUAAUAUGGAACAAGAGCACUUUUCUGUUGAAGCAAAAGCCCAUCACUGAAUGGUAUACCGUACACGUCAAGAAUUCCCGGCCAGGAGGGAAUGAUGGAUCUAUUGCAGUUCUUACAGCAACCUUUGCCACUGAAGUCACAUUGAAUAGAGAAGUAAAUAGUGGACCAACUAGAGGGAUUCUGGUUAGCGCUUUUGCAUAUCGCAGAACCUGCAGACUUUUCUUACUAUAUAUGGCAAGGACUCACCGGACUAGAGUGGUGCCCAACCGGAGCUAUUAUCACCGGCCGUCAAGUAGUAUGGCGGGUAGGAGACCCUCCCACUUCUUCAAGGCCAUACUCCCCUCUACCAUUCACGACAAGAAACUGAAGAUCCCUGUAAAGUUUGUAAUGGAAUUUGGGGAUGAAUUGUCUGAUGUUGCUACGCUCACUGUGCCCAAUGGUCAUUUUUGGAAAGUGGGAAUGGAGAAACCCAACAGGGAGAUUUGGUUCCAUGAUGGUUGGAAGGAGUUUAUGGAAUACCAUUCUAUUCAUUAUGGCUACUUUUUAGUCUUCAGAUAUGAAGGAAAUUCAAAAUUCCAUGUUCUUGUAUUUGAUAAUACUGCAACUGAGAUUCAGUAUCCAUGGAGAGAAGAUUGUGAAUUGGAAGAUCCGGUGGACAUAAUAGACUUAGAUGAUGCAACAAAAUCGAGGCAAGAGUUGUCCGCAAAACAUGAAGAAAAUAUAGAAACGUUGGUUGGAAAAAGAUUUUCUGGCGGGUCGUCUUCAGAAGGAAGGGAGAGAGCAAUCCAAGCCGGAAGGGAGAGAGCAAUCCAAGCAGCCAGAAUGUUGAAGCCUACAUGUCCUUCGUUCAUGGCCAUCUCUCGUAAUAUGCAUCGAUAUAACUUGUAUGUGCCUGCGAAAUUUGCUGUCAAGUAUCUUAGUGGGCAUGCGUUUGUCAAACUUCAAAACUCUGAUGGAAAACAAUGGGAUGCCCGGUGCUAUGACCAUGAUCACCCGAAUUCAGCAAAGAAUAUAGGGAAGGGAUGGACUCAGUUUUGCAUAGACAAUAAUUUACAAAGAGGAGAUGUGUGUGUCUUGGAGCUCAUCAACAAGAACCCUAUUGUGCUUAACGUCUCAAUAUUUCACGUGGCUGACUAUUGA
This is a messenger RNA of Corylus avellana, 1149 nucleotides long. The record is from RefSeq and is a predicted model, not a curated record. Lineage: Eukaryota; Viridiplantae; Streptophyta; Magnoliopsida; Fagales; Betulaceae.